AUGGAUACCAAUUAUGAGAUAUUUUGCAAUGACUUGAAGUCAGAUGUAGCGACAAUAACACAGAAUGUCAGCAAGCAAAAUUUCAACACUCUGGAACAAUCUAAAGCUCUUAAUAGCGUGAAUGGUACUGUAGAGCUACUCGUAGAAGAGCAGCAGGUCAAUGAAUAUGUGUUACGAAUUUCUAUUGUGUUAACAUUUAAACUGACUCAUAAAUUCUACCUGAAAGCUAAUGCAAUAGCAAUUAUUAGAAAGAUAACUUUCAAGGUACUGAAAGGAUGGUACCACUUUGAUCAAUUGGAUCAAAAUCAGGAUGCAAAGAAAUGGGAGAUGGAGAAUGGGCAUCAGCUCCAGGAAUCACAGUCUGAGCUGGUCAAACAUAAUUCAACGCUGAGUAAAUUGUCACUGAAAAUAAUGGACUUGAAAUCAAAUUUAGCGACAAUAGCACAAAAUGUUAACAAGCAAAAUUUCAGCAUUAAGGAAUUAACGGUAUCUCUCAAUAGUGUAAAUGUUAAAGUACUUCUACAAGAAGAAGAGCAACAGAGUUUGACGACAGCAGUUACUCAUCUUAGAGACAAUUUGACAUAUUUAGGAAACGAAGUGUACAAGAUCCGUGCGUCUUGUUGUUAUCCUUCAUGCUCCAAUAGCACACAAGGAAUGAUAUCAUAUAACAAGGAAGAGUAUGAAAUCGUGUAUUGUAACAGCAGCGACUGGUUGUUUCUGCCAUUGCCAUUCAAACCUGGUAGCUCGCCUUUGUUUCCUGCAUCAACGUGUAUGCAGAUAGCACUUAGUCACAAUUCAUCCGAAUACGAUGGGCCAUACUGGAUUAGGCCAUCUUCUAACGAUCCACCAUUUCAAGUGUUCUGUGAUGCGCGAGAUGGUUGGACUUUGAUUAUGAAAUUGGAUGGCAAUAGUUCAACAUUUGACUACGACAGCGACUUAUGGUCGAACAAAGAGAUAUUUCAAUCAAACAGUUUGGAUUUGGAUGACAUAGAAGCAAAAUUGGCUUCAUAUUGGACACUUCCAUUUACUGAACUACGUCUGGGAAUGAAAUAUAAAUACGGUGGUGAAUCUGAGGAUGGAACGUUUGAUACAGAUUCUGAUACUACAAUCAAAUGGACAACUUUCAAAUAUAGCGCAUCAUCUCUUCACGAUGUUAUUGCUGAUGGAAAGUACAAAAACACGAGUUUUAACAAUUGGGCACGUUUAAUACCUGAUCGCUUCUAUUUUGACGACUUUGACAAAGAAGGUUUCAAUACACAAUAUUCUAACAGUUCUUUGCCAAAAGCUCGUUUGGGAAUCAUGUAUCAUAGUACUUCUGAUAUGGCAAAUUUCCAUUACACUCGAAAGUUUUUUCUUGGUUUUGGAACGCAGUACAGAAUGCUAUCGGUUCAAAACAGUGUUGGAUACUACUAUUGCUGCUAUCAUGAUGAAUUCUUUCUUUAUCCUGUAAACUACAAAGCAAUUGGCUACAUCAUGGCACGAUAGGACAGACAGAAUUAAUAUACUCAGUUUGUGAACGCAUGAAUAUCAAUUGCC
This is a messenger RNA of Corticium candelabrum, 1536 nucleotides long. RefSeq lists its product as uncharacterized. Bases 1 to 1485 code for a protein of 494 amino acids. NCBI's taxonomy places the organism in Eukaryota, Metazoa, Porifera, Homoscleromorpha, Homosclerophorida, Plakinidae. The transcript has 13 exons. The record is from RefSeq and is a predicted model, not a curated record.